UUGAUCGACCAGAAAGAAAAAAAAUAACUGUUGUGACACUUCUGAGAUGGAUUAAAAAUUAUCUAGUUGAAAAUAAACUCGCAACGCUGCACAUCCAACCACGAUGUUCACGAGAAGUUUACAAUUAAUAUUUUUAUGUACCGCAAUAGCUGCGACUGAAUUGGAGGAAGAAAUAUAUCUUCAUUCAAAUGGAGUGCGUAGUCUCAGUGAACUUCCAUUGGCGAAGUUAAUUCAAAUAAAGUUAAGUCUGGCAGAAGAUAUGGCUUUAGAUAAUGUUACUCUUGUGGACGAUCUGGAGGGAAGGACUGCCCUUGCUCUGCCCAUGGUGUCUUCGUCUAGAGGAAUUGAUUAUAAAUCGAUACGUCGUCACGGUGAUUGGGACGAAAAGGGGAAAGACUCGAAAAUAUCGAAAAUAUUUCAGUUGGCCAUAACUACGCUCUCGUUCCUAGCAUUUGGUGGAUAUCUCUUGACUUUGAUCAUUACCGCGAUACGGAGAACUAAUCCCGCCACAAAUGGAACAAAUUUCAUCGUAUUUUCGAAUCUGGAAACUUUGAAUAAAUAUCAGCGGCCAAAGAGAAAUGUUAUAAUGGUAGAUACUGUGUUAAAUGACACCGCUAUUGACCGAUUUUAUCAAGGGAUGAUUAUGUUGUCCGAAGAAUACGUAACGUAUACUAAAUUGAAAUAGCCACUGGAUCCUAUUGUCACUGAGUCGAUUUCCUAGAUUUUAAUUGACAGCAUAGGAGUAAUUUUUAUUUUAAGUCACCUGUCAAUCUGAUAUAUUUUUUCUCCUCAUUGCGGCUUUGUCUAAUCGAAGGCGCCACUUUCAAGUCAGCAUUUAGACCUACGCCGCCUUCGUUCUCGUUCUAUUCUAAUAGGCUACAUCAUUAAUAACUGUACGCGCCCCGAUAAUUUGUGCAAAAUCGUAAAUGUUACAUUUUUCUCUCCGAAAUUUUGUUCCCCAUUAUUUGAUUUCCAGUGCUAUCUUCGGAACCCCUCUCCCCAUGUAUUUUCUCAUUCUCUCAAAUAAUCAAUUGAAAAUUGAAUAUGUUAAAACCUAAUAAAAUCGAAUAGAAAUUCGGGGACGUGCAUAUACCGUGGGGAAAUAUUCCGGGCAUGUGGGUGAAGAACAGCUUCCAGCGUAGCUUCUCAAAUAAACAUCUAAGUGCCUGUAUACAACGAUCGCUGAAUGAGAAACUAACCAUAUGGUGAACCGGAAUAAAGCUGUCUAUUUUCUAGAUUUUUCAUCCACUCGGAAUUAAUUCGAAUAAUCCUCAGCAAUAGGAGAAAGUUCCCACCUCCACAGCCUCAUAUUUGCGCAAUUAUUCAAUCCAAGAUUUAUAAAUUCUCGGAGCUCAUUCGAUUCUGGAAACAAAAUUUAAUUUGAUUCGGUUUAAAAUUGAUUUUGGAAAUUUCGUUGAUAUCGAUUUAGUGCAAGAGACUCAUCAAAUCGGUGGCAAUGACAUAUGUGAUGGAGUGUAGGAAACAAUUAGGUGUUGAUAUGUAUUUUCACUUUAACCGAACGAUCACUUGGAGGAUUCUUCAAAGUAGCCACGCCUCCUGGAGAUCUGAGCACGAAUCAGGGUAGAAUAUGUGACUUCUCCCUCAUACGAUCAUCUUGGUAGUUCCACUAAAAAAUGAGAGAGCAACUCGUUUUCCAAAAGCUCGUCAGUCACAGAUCACUUAACUAACUUGUUCAAUAGCUUCGCACACGAAGGUCGUUAUGAGCUACAAUUAACAUUGCAAUUGUAACAAAUAAAAUAAUAAAGUUAAUUAUGCACACGAAACCAGAGUGGGAAAAUCGAUGGAUCAGUGAAUUGUAAAGAUAAUGAGCCUCCGUUGAAAUGGA
Diachasmimorpha longicaudata is the source of this 1846-nucleotide messenger RNA. RefSeq lists its product as uncharacterized. The transcript is spliced from 3 exons. The coding region runs from base 104 to 685 and encodes 193 amino acids. NCBI's taxonomy places the organism in Eukaryota, Metazoa, Arthropoda, Insecta, Hymenoptera, Braconidae. The record is from RefSeq and is a predicted model, not a curated record.